Molecule: messenger RNA, 1815 nt
Organism: Naumovozyma castellii
Lineage: Eukaryota; Fungi; Ascomycota; Saccharomycetes; Saccharomycetales; Saccharomycetaceae
Gene: MRS6
Product: GTPase-activating protein MRS6
Exons: 1
Coding region: 1-1815 (604 amino acids)
Source: RefSeq, a predicted model, not a curated record
AUGCUAAGUCCAGAACGUCGUCCUUCCAUGGCUGAACGUAGACCAUCCAUAUUUGCACAUGCUUUAACACCCUUAGUGGUGCCACACUUAGCAGGCAUUGAAGAUCCAUUACCUGCUACCACUCCUGAAAAAGUUGACGUUUUGAUUGCUGGUAGUGGGAUGGUGGAAAGUGUUUUAGCUGCAGCAUUGGCUUGGCAAGGCUCUACCGUGCUUCAUAUAGAUAAGAAUGAUUACUAUGGAGACACUGCAGCAACGUUGACUGUGGACCAAAUUAAGAGAUGGGUUAAUGAAAUAAAUGACGGAAAGAUUCCAUACUAUGAAAAUGCUAAAUUAUAUGUAUCCACUGAAAUCGGUAACGGUAAAUACAACUCAAGAGAUUUUGGUAUUGACAUUUCUCCAAAGAUUCUCUUCACUAAAUCUGACCUUUUAUCUAUACUUGUUAAAUCAAGAGUGCACCAAUACUUGGAAUUCCAAUCAUUAUCAAAUUUCCAUACGUAUGAAAAUGACUCAUUUGAAAAGUUAACUAAUACAAAGCAAGAAAUUUUUGUGGAUCAGAAGUUACCUUUGAUGACUAAACGUAAUCUUAUGAAGUUUAUAAAAUUUGUCCUAAAUUGGGAGGAACAACCUGAAAUUUGGAAACCAUUUGCCGAAAAAAGUAUUGCUGAAUUCUUAAUUGAGAAAUUCAAAUUGGAAAGGGCACAAGUUUUUGAAUUAAUAUUUUCCAUUGGGUUAUGUUAUAACAUUGAAACUAAAGUGCCUGAAGCAUUACAAAGAAUACGUCGUUAUUUGACUAGUUUUGAUGUGUAUGGUCCAUUCCCUGUACUAUAUUCCAAAUAUGGUGGUCCAGGCGAACUAUCACAAGGGUUCUGUAGAUCAGCUGCCGUUGGUGGUGCCACAUACAAAUUGAAUGAAACAUUAGUCUCAUAUAAUGCAACAACUAAAGAAGCUGUUUUUGCUGAUGGUUCUAAAGUAUCCGUUAUGGAAAAAGUGAUAAUGUCCCCUACACAAGUUAAUCAGAACAGCAAGAAUGUUCCAGAACAACCAUAUCAAAUUCAUAGGUUAACGUGCAUUGUGGAAAAGGAUUGUAAAGAAUGGUUCAGUGAGGGAGAAUCUGCCGCCAUGGUUGUUUUCCCACCUGGUUCUCUGAAAUCAGGUAACAAGCAAGUCGUACAAGCUUUCAUCUUGGGUGCCGGUAGUGAAUGCUGCCCCUCUGGUACAAGUAUCUGGUAUAUGUCCACAACUGAACAAGGUGUUCGUGCCGAAAUGGACCUUGAUGCUGCAUUGGAAGCUAUGGAAUUAAGCAUAUUAAGAGAAUCAUCUACUGAUUUAGAAAAUGAUAAUGACAUUGUACAAUUCGGUAUGAACGGACAAACUGUAGUAAAUUCUGUCAGAUUGGGUCAGUCAUUCAAGGAGUACGUUCCAAGGGAGAAAGUACAUUUCCUAUGCAAACUUUAUUACACACAAUAUACUUCAACACCACCAUUUGGAGUGGUUGAUCCAUCUCUAUUUGAGAAGAACGUGGUGUCUGAUAAAUUUAUACCUGGCGCAAGUGAUAACGGAGUUUUGUACACUUCUAUGCCAUCUGCGGAAAUAUCAUAUGAUGAAGUAGUUACCGCAGCUAAAGUUCUUUACGAAAAAAUUGUUGGUAGUGAUGAUGAUUUCUUUGAUGUUGACUUUGAAGAUGAUGAUGACACUCAAGCAGGUCCUGCCGAUAAUAGUAAUUAUGAAAAUGCUAUUGAUGACGAGGAUGAAGAUGAUGACAUGGGCAUGGGUAAGAAUGAAUCAACCGAAUUUGUUGGUGAAAUGGAAAUAUAG